Messenger RNA from Nomia melanderi (Alkali bee), 3669 nucleotides. RefSeq names its product excitatory amino acid transporter 1. Gene Ontology annotation, molecular function: L-glutamate transmembrane transporter activity; neutral L-amino acid transmembrane transporter activity; glutamate:sodium symporter activity. Lineage: Eukaryota; Metazoa; Arthropoda; Insecta; Hymenoptera; Halictidae. Gene Ontology annotation, cellular component: plasma membrane. Gene Ontology annotation, biological process: L-glutamate transmembrane transport. The record is from RefSeq and is a predicted model, not a curated record.
UCGAUCUCGAACUUGGGAGCAACGAACCUGUCGCGCUUUUCAUCGUUCUUUAAGAGUUCCGCUCGCGAGAUACGAUCCCGAGAGCAGAGUCCCGUGCCCGCAACGAGAGCAGGCGGCCCAACGUCCGAGGCUUCCGGCCGUUCACGAUCCAUCGGGUCCGACGCGUUGAAAGUUUCCCUGCUCUAAAGUAGUGUUCCGGUCGAGAGUCGUUAUAUCCCUCUCGUCGAGUCCCGACGCGAUGCGACGGAAGAAAUCCGCUGGCCCUCGAUCUUUCGGUUUCGUAGUCGCGCCGCCGGUGCCGCGCGUCGACGAGCGUCCCGUGCGGCCGAGCCGAGAACGCCGGAAACCGUAGCACCGCGUAACAGUGCGCCGGGGUAAAUCACCGGCAACCAAAAGUGAUACGCGUCGCGCAGUGUCUCCUCGAAGAAUUCGGAGAGCAGCUCGCCUUUCGCUUUGAUUCCCGUUUGCGACGGUUCGAUGAAAUUCAUGGCAAACCACACGAAUCGAUCGUUGAACCUGUUCACCGUUGAAUUUCUCCGAAGAAUUCAGAAGCGAGAAGAGGCGGAGGAAGGAGGUUCCGAAGAAGGCUGGUUGCGAGUGGAUUAACCGAUUUUCUUCCGGCCGACUGGGACCAACGCUCUAUGCGAACGGCCGAUCAUCGUCUUUCGUCGUGACGCGAGGCCAACGCCAGAUAAACGUAGAACAUCAGGGGGACCGCCGGUGCCGUCAUGGAAGUCGCUACCGAACUAUCACCUCUGUCAGGGUCCGACGCGCAAUGCAAAAUUGCGGAAAGGACCUCGUACUAUCCCCAAGAUCCAAACAAAAGGCCAAAGACCAGACAAGAGCGGAUUCGAUCUUGCUUGAGACACAACUCUUUGACCAUUCUGACUGUUGGCGGGGUUGUCGGUGGGGUGAUUCUUGGCAUCGUAUUGAGAAGCACGAGGACGCAAGGAUGGACGCCCCGUGAGAUCAUGUACAUCAAUUAUAUCGGAGAUUUGUUUCUAAGAAUGUUGAAAAGCUUGAUCCUGCCGCUGAUCAUAUCCAGCUUGGUCUCCGCCAUUGGAUCCCUCGAUCUAUCCCUCAGUGGCAGGAUCGGUGCUCGAGCUAUCACGUAUUACAUGGUUACCACCAUCAGUGCCGUAAUAUUAGGUAUUAUUUUAGUGAUCACCGUUCAGCCGGGUGUAGGAAAUAAUCCAAACGUUAAGACAAAAGCACCCCCGCAGAAUGUCUCGACUAUCGACACGCUAAUGGACUUGAUUAGGAACAUGUUCCCUCCGAAUCUGGUGGAGGCUUGCAUCUCUCAGCACAGAACGGAAAUGCAGAAACCGGAGAAUGCCAGUUCAGCCAACAUGGACGACUGGGAACCGGUACAGAAGAGCGUCUCUGGAACCAACAUUAUGGGUCUGGUUGUCUUUGCCACUGCUCUAGGCAUUACUUUGGGAAAGAUGGAGGAAACGGGGAAGCCACUGCUCUACUUCUUCGAGUCUUUGUCGGGCGCGAUGAUGUUGAUAACUCACUGGGUUAUUUGGUUAUCACCUGUGGGUGUAUUGUUUUUAGUAGCUGCCAAGAUUACCGAGAUGCAGUCGCUGGACGAAGUGGUCGCUCAACUUGGAAUGUACUUUUUAACUGUCUUGAUUGGCCUGUUCAUACAUGGAUUUAUAGUCCUACCUAUUUUAUAUUUUCUGAUAACAAAGAGAAACCCGUAUGUCUAUAUAUCUAAUAUGGCGCAAGCUUUGGUCACUGCUUUCGGCACAUCGUCGAGCUCCGCCACUCUUCCCAUUGCCAUCAAUUGUCUGGAGGAGAAUAACAAUGUCGAUCCACGGAUUACCAGAUUCGUUUUGCCGAUAGGCGCUACCAUUAACAUGGACGGCACAGCUCUGUACGAGGCUGUCGCUGCAAUUUUCAUAGCGCAAGUUCGCCAAGUCAGCCUCAGUUUUGGACAAUUGGUAGCCGUUAGUAUCACAGCGACUGCUGCCAGUAUCGGAGCGGCUGGAAUUCCACAGGCCGGCCUGGUCACGAUGGUAAUGGUUCUAGACACGGUUCGCCUUCCAGCCGAUGAUGUCUUCCUGGUGAUCGCGGUUGAUUGGUUGUUAGAUCGCUGUAGGACAACGGUGAAUGUGGUCGGUGACUCUCUUGGAGCAGGAAUAGUGAAUUACUUGAGUAGAAACGAGCUGGCUUCUUUGCCCCAUAACGCACAGUCGCAGAACGGCGGAGACCACCACACCUCGACGUCUAUAUGAAAUUAGAGUGUCGGCGAACCUCAUCGAAAUUCCUUUACGACUCUCUCGAUUAAUUCUACGACACUGCACGUUCACGCUACGCAACAAUCGCUCGAUUAAACGUACGGAAAACUUAACACGCGUAAUAGCUCUCUUAAACCAGCAAUAACAUAUAUAUCUGCUACCUUCGAGUUAUCGAAUAUCCCCUCUCCCUCUCAAGUAACUCUCUUUCACGAGACUUUUAGGUGCGACAACUAUUGUUUUAUAUUUAAUCUUGUUCGGUUAAAGUACAAAACGAUCCAAUGAUCCGAUCAUGUUUUAAUGGUCGUUUCCAGUAGCAACUGCUAACUCGAAUGACAAUAAUUGAUAGCGUAAGAUUGCGUGGCAUACGCACACGCGGACAUUCCGAAGCAUCAUAAAAUACGAUUUUAUUGUGAAAUACCUUGUUCUCGAAUAGAGUCCUAUUUACUCGAUGGAAUUAGAUGGAAUUAGAUGGAAUUUUAUGGAAUUUUAUGGAAUUUUAUGGAAUUUUAUGGAAUAUCGUAGGAAAUCCUCCUUUCCAAUGAAUAUUCUGUACACUUGCGUUGAUGCGUUGUAUAGAAAAUAGUACUAGGGACACUACGAACGCGUUACUGCCUAAACGUUCGAAUUUCUUUCAACAGUGUUAUCUAUUAUCUUCCCAUUUCCGAAUAGCUUGCGUAUUUGCCGAGAAUGCGAUCGUUAUUCGAAGCGAUAGAAAUUUUCUAGUAAAUAGCCGAGCUGUACAACACGCGAUUCUCAAGUAUUCGAGUAUUCAAGAUUCUCAUUGCUCGAUGCCAACCGGCUGUUUCUAUACACGCUUCCGAAUGUAAACUGGUGCGCCCUUUCCGAAAUCUUGUCUCGAAGAAUGUGUGCCUUACGUUCGGAAGCUUGGAUAUUAACGCAUCCAAUUGCGAAUCGAAUCGAAUCGAAUCGAAUCGAAUCGAAUCGAAUUCUUUUAGAGGCAGUAUUAGUAGGGUGUACCGAUAAAUUAUCAGUCGAACACGCGAAUACACUCACUAUAUUAAAAGUUGUCUUCCAUUAAUGUAUAUUAUCUAUAUAACUAUUAAAACUUAUCGUUAGUCGAAACAUCAAAUAGUUGAACAAGUGUGAAAUUUAUUGUUAUCACUUCCGGGAAUCGUGAAAGCGAUAAUAUGAAUCUGUUAUAUAAAUGUGUUCAGUUUUUCAUAGUAUUAUUUGCUGAGAAAUGCAGGAAAGAAGUCGUUAAAAGUUAUUAAUAUAAAUAAAAAUAUUAAGAUAUUCGGUAUCUUAUUGUAAUGCUUUACUAAUAUACUAUUUAGAAGAAGAAGAGUGUUCCCUGAAUGGAAAAAACUACAAAACUAUUUUACUCGUCGAUCAUGAAUAUCAUGAAAAAUUUAUUAUUUAUAUAUAUAUAUAUAUAUAUAUAAAUAAUAAAUUAUAUAUAUAUAUA